AUGUAUAUGCUUGUUUACGGGAGUCAUUUUUGAAGCAAGACCGUUUGUGCAGCAGGCAUAAACUACUGGACGGUUAUCAUUGUCAAGAGUGCCAUUCCCAACUACACACGACGCCUUCUGCUGCGGAAGGUCAUUCGUCGGCAGGAUGCCCGGGUGCGGGUCCUUUUCAGUCUUGGGCUUCCUGCAAAUGGCCAAAUACCACCUGAUAUACUCAAGGAGAUCAGCCAAUUUGAUGAUCUUCUGAUCGCAACCUACACGGACACCUAUCAGAAUCUGACUCUGAAGACCAUCGUCAACCUACGCUUUGUUCACUACAACUGUCUACACAGCAGCCCGUCGUUCGUCUUCCUGGAUGAUGACCAUGGCAUUAAUCUGACACAGCUACACUGCGUGCUCUCAAAGUACUCAGUUUCGGAGUUGCGUGGAGGCAUCUUCGGUGCCAUCUACCCGAGGAGUCGGGUGAUGCGAAGGGUUCAGCAUAGAUGGUUCACGCCCAUCGCAGACUACCCCUUCCCUCUGUUUCCCGCUUAUGCAAACGGGCCCUGCUAUGUGAUUGGGGCUGAUCUCAUUCGCAAACUUUCCAUCGCCUCCGCCUUCACGCGUCCACUGCCCAAUGAAGACGUCUACGUGGGCAUGAUGUUGUUAAAGUUGGGAGUUGACAUUCACCCUCUGCCCAAUAUCUUACUCCACAAACGCCUAGAAGCCACCAAUGCAUCCCCUCUGGUGGCAGUGUUGAAGCAUUUCGUCCGAGUCCUGAACAUAAAGUAG
Dibothriocephalus latus is the source of this 768-nucleotide messenger RNA. Lineage: Eukaryota; Metazoa; Platyhelminthes; Cestoda; Diphyllobothriidea; Diphyllobothriidae. The record is from the annotation of a GenBank genome assembly.